GGAAGCGGCGCGGCGGAAGCGGGUCCCGGCUGGCGGGGGUCGGCAGGUGAUACUGUGCGGCGCAGAGCCAUCUUACCCGGCCGGGGAGAGGAGUCCGGCCGCUGCCUGCGCCAGGAGAGGAGUCGGGACCGGGCUGCGGGGGAGCCUUCGCGGGGAGCUGGGGCCAUGGAGCGCUAGAGACCGGCACCCCGGAGCCGCGCGGUCCCAGCCCCGGGAGGCGGCGGCGGCAGCAGCUCCGCGUCCGUCAGCCGCUGGAGCGGCGCCCCCGCACUUGCCCGCCGGCCCCAUGGAGCAGGAAACGCUGCCAGCGCUCUGGUAGCCACCCCCGGGACACAGAUUCCUAUUCCCCCUCGGGGCACCGAUCCGGGGCAUCGCUCCUCCUAUCCAACAUCUCCUGGGCAGCCCCCUCCCCGGGAACUGACCCCUGGGGCCACCGCGCCCCCCACCUCCUGGGCACUGACCACGGCUAUCACUGCUUUCCUUCCUCCACCCCAGGGACCGACCCCAAGCGACACGGCUCCUUUCCUUCCCCGGACACCGAGUCCUGGGACACUGACCCGGGCACCGCUCCUCCCCAGAGCCCUCCAACCUUCCCCUGCCCAGGGCGCUGCUUUUCCCUUCGCUCUUCCUCCUACACCUGGGGCUGUUUCACCCGCGACGCGCCCCCUGCCUCCCAAGCAGUGCGUGAGGACCACCCCCCAUCCCGACCCCUCACGAGAACAGGGGAGGUUUUACAUCCAUUCAAACACAGGAAGUGUCCCACCUCCAGCCCCCCACUACUUUUUUUUGUGACGGGGAGAAAGCAGAUUUUUUUUUGUUGCACUUGUAGUGAGAGAAAAGCACAACCUCAGGGAGACCUGAAUCUAUAGUGAAACUUAAAAGAAACAAACAACCCCUUUUCCCCUAUCAGACUCACCAGUCACUUGCAGCUGAAACCUUCAGACUUUCCUGUGUCUGUCAGACACACGCCUGUGUCACAGCUGGAAGCAUCAUUCAAUGGACUAACCAAGUCCUAGGGUUUAAGUAUGUUUUGUGGACAUAAAACUUUUUAAACUUUUUAAAGAACUUGGUAUCUUUGGGAUUUUUACGAGUUUCCCUUAUUUUAUGUCACUUUCCUGAUCUCCCCGCUUGAGACAGCUGUUGCUCUGUUUUUUCCCUGGUAUUGUAGUAUGGGGACCUGAGUGGAGCUGGACUUUUAAUUAUCGAUAAAAGUUGUCCUGGAGUCACGUUCAUCCAUCUGUCUGAGUGAUCAGGUCUGUCCCUUUCCUUCCUCGUGUCUAUUGGAUGUGAUGGAACUCAUGUUUGCGGAGUGGGAGGACGGGGAAAGGUUUUCGUUCGAAGACUCUGACCGCUUUGAGGAAGACUCCCUUUGUUCCUUCAUCUCUGAGGCGGAGAGCCUUUGCCAGAACUGGAGAGGAUGGAGGAAGCAAUCGGCUGGACCCAAUUCCCCCACUGUCAAAAUGAAAGAUGGUUUGGUGAUUCCACUGGUGGAACUGUCUGCAAAGCAGGUGGCGUUUCACAUUCCAUUCGAGGUAGUGGAGAAAGUCUACCCCCCCGUACCUGAACAGCUGCAGCUUCGGAUUGCCUUCUGGAGCUUCCCAGAGAACGAGGAGGACAUCAGGUUGUACUCCUGCCUGGCAAAUGGCAGUGCGGAUGAGUUCCAGCGGGGGGAGCAGCUGUUCCGGAUGCGGGCUGUCAAAGACCCUCUGCAGAUAGGUUUCCACCUGAGUGCCACAGUGGUACCUCCGCAGAUGGUGCCACCAAAAGGUGCAUACAACGUGGCAGUGAUGUUUGAUCGAUGCAGGAUCACUUCGUGCAGCUGUACCUGUGGAGCCGGGGCCAAGUGGUGUGCCCAUGUCGUGGCCCUCUGUCUCUUCCGGAUACACAACGCAUCUGCAGUAUGCUUGCGAGCACCUGUUUCAGAGUCCUUGUCUCGGCUGCAGAGAGAUCAGCUACAGAAAUUUGCUCAGUACCUGAUCAGUGAACUUCCACAACAGAUUCUUCCUACUGCUCAGCGCCUACUGGAUGAGCUGUUAUCAUCUCAAUCCACUGCCAUCAACACAGUGUGUGGAGCCCCAGAUCCCACUGCUGGUCCCUCAGCCUCAGACCAAAGCACCUGGUACCUGGAUGAAUCUACUUUAAGUGACAACAUAAAGAAAACCCUUCACAAAUUCUGUGGGCCCUCUCCUGUUGUCUUCAGUGAUGUGAACUCUAUGUACCUCUCCUCCACGGAGCCACCAGCCGCUGCCGAGUGGGCAUGUCUCCUGCGUCCCCUGAGAGGGAGAGAGCCUGAGGGGAUCUGGAACCUGCUGUCUAUUGUUCGGGAGAUGUUCAAGAGAAGAGACAGCAAUGCAGCCCCUCUCCUGGAGAUCCUGACUGACCAGUGUCUGACCUAUGAGCAGAUAACGGGUUGGUGGUACAGCGUGCGAACAUCUGCAUCCCACAGCAGCGCUAGCGGGCACACUGGCCGCAGUAAUGGUCAGUCAGAAGUGGCUGCUCAUGCCUGUGCCAGCAUGUGUGAUGAGAUGGUGGUUCUCUGGAGGCUGGCUGUCCUAGACCCAACCAUCAGCCCACAGAGGCGCAGGGACCUUUGCACCCAGCUCAGACAGUGGCAGCUGAAAGUCAUAGAUAAUGUCAAGAGGGGGCAGCACAAGAAGUCCCUGGAGAAGCUCUUCCAAGGUUUCAAGCCAGCUGUGGAAGCCUGUUACUUCAACUGGGAGGAGGCCUAUCCCAUCCCUGGCAUCACCUACAGCAGCACUGAUAAAAAGAAUUCGUUCUGUUGGGUAAAGGCUGUCCAGCAGAGGAACUGUCGGUUGCAGUGUGUGGAAACCACGUGUGAGGCUGGCAGAGGCCAUGGGCAGGAACCUGGAGGAACCUGUCUGCAGCCAGGGGACAGGUCACGCCCCUCUUCGCAAGAGCCAGCUGUCCGUCCUAAGGAACUCAUUGGGAAGCGGAAAGUUGUCUCUGAAGCCCCCCAGAGGGCUCUGCGCCGACUUUCAGCAGAAGGAGAUAAGGCUGUUUAUAAGACAGCAGUAGGCAAGGCCAAGCUGCCGGUGGGGAAAAGCUUAGCCAGUAAACAUAGUGGGAAACGCCGCAUGAGCAGUGAAGACAGCUCUCUGGAACCAGACUUGGCAGAGAUGAGCCUGGAUGACAGCAGCUUGGCUCUGGGGGCGGAGGCCAGUAACACCUUCAGUUUCACGGAGAGCCCCCUGAGUAGGAGCUACAGGGACACUUUUGAAGAUGAUGGGGGGGUGUACUUCUCGGAGGGUCCUGAGCCCAGCGUCAGGAGCAAUCCCGCUGCCAAGAAAGCUCCAAAGGAUCCCGUGGAAGAAGUGGGCAGCGGAGACGACGAUCUGCCUUCUGCAGAUGAGAACGGUGCAAGCCGGAAGCCAGAAGUGGGAGAGAAUGGUGCAGCAGGGGGUGGGGAGGAGGGAGAAGAGGAAGAUGAUUACCAGGUAUACUAUCUGAAUCCACAGGAGGUGGCCAAGGAGGAGGAGGACAAAGCAGAGGGUGGGAAUGAAGAGGAGCAGGACAUCUUUGCUGGUUUAAAGCCCCUGGAGCAGGAGAACAGGAUGGAGAUCCUCUUUGCCUGUGCAGAGGCUCUCUAUGCACACGGAUACAGUAAUGAAGCAUGCCGUCUGACUGUAGAACUGGCCAGGGACCUACUGGCCAACCCUCCAGAUCUCAAGGUGGAGCAGCCCCCAACCAAGGGGAAGAAGAACAAGGUGUCGACCAGCAAGCAGACGUGGAUGGCAACCAACACCCUGUCCAAAGCUGCAUUCCUGCUGACUGUGCUGAGUGAGAGGCUGGAAUACCACAACCUGGCCUUCCGCAUUGGCAUGUUUGCCCUGGAGCUACAGAGGCCUCCUGCCUCUACCAAGGCCCUGGAGGUGAAGCUGGCAUACCAGGAAUCUGAGAUUGUGGCCUUGUUAAAGAAGAUCCCUUUGGGCACUAAUGAGAUGAACACCAUUCGAGGAAGGGCUGAAGAGCUGAGAGAAGGGACCUUGUGUGAUUACCGCCCUGUCCUUCCUCUCAUGCUGGCCAGCUUCAUAUUUGAUGUCCUAUGCACUCCAGUGGUUUCUCCGACAGGAUCCAGGCCCCCAAGCCGUAAUUGGAAUAACGAAAUGCCUGGAGAUGAGGAACUUGGUUUUGAAGCAGCUGUUGCUGCUCUUGGCAUGAAGACGACUGUGAGUGAAGCAGAGCACCCUCUUCUGUGCGAAGGAACCCGAAGAGAGAAGGGUGAUCUUGCUCUAGCUCUGAUGAUCACAUACAAAGAUGACCAGUCUAAACUGAAAAAGAUUUUAGACAAACUGCUAGACAGAGAGAGCCAAACACACAAGCCACAGACUCUGAGUUCCUUCUACUCAUCCAGCAAGCCCACAGUAGCCAAUCAGAAAUCUCCUUCCAAACAUGCUGCCCAAUCCACCACAGCUAUCCAGCAGCUUCCAGGGACGUCGGUCACUCAGCAAGCAGGUGUAACCACUGCAGUCCAGAGCAGUCCUUCUGAAAGCUUUGUGGAGAAGAGUGCACAGGAGAGCUCUCAGAGGUCUCCUUGCGAGCCGCCUGGGGAGUCCACUGUCGUGAAACAGGAGGGGAAGGUUCCCAGUCGUCUGGCCCUUGGAAGUCGAGGUGGAUACAAUGGGAGAUGCUGGGGCUCACCUGUCAGGCAGAAGAAGAAACACACAGGCAUGGCCAGUAUUGACAGCAGUGCUCCCGAAACCACCUCUGACAGCUCUCCAACCCUCAGUCGUCGGCCCCUUCGUGGGGGAUGGGCAGCCACCUCCUGGGGCAGAGGACAGGACAGUGACAGCAUCAGCAGCUCAUCCAGUGACUCACUGGGCUCAUCGUCCUCGAGUGGCAGCAGGAGAGCCAGUGGUGGAGCACGUGCAAAGACUGUGGAAGUUGGCAGGUAUAAAGGGAGGCGGCCGGAAAGCCAUGCACCUCACGUCCCAAACCAACCCUCGGAAGCAGCUGCUCACUUCUACUUUGAACUGGCCAAGACCGUUCUUAUCAAGGCGGGUGGAAACAGCAGUACCUCCAUCUUCACUCAUCCCUCUUCCAGUGGUGGACACCAGGGGCCCCACCGCAACCUCCAUCUCUGCGCCUUCGAGAUUGGGCUCUAUGCACUAGGGCUGCACAACUUUGUGUCUCCCAACUGGCUCUCUCGAACCUACUCCUCCCACGUCUCUUGGAUCACAGGGCAGGCCAUGGAGAUUGGCAGCGCAGCCUUGAACAUUCUGGUGGAGUGUUGGGAUGGACACUUGACUCCUCCGGAAGUGGCAUCAUUGGCAGACAGGGCUUCAAGGGCCAGGGACUCAAACAUGGUGCGAGCAGCUGCUGAACUGGCACUCAGCUGCCUGCCCCAUGCCCAUGCCUUGAACCCAAACGAGAUCCAGAGGGCCCUGGUGCAGUGCAAGGAGCAGGAUAACUUGAUGCUGGAGAAGGCCUGCAUGGCCGUGGAAGAGGCAGCCAAAGGAGGUGGGGUGUACCCAGAAGUCUUGUUUGAAGUGGCACACCAGUGGUACUGGCUCUAUGAACAGACUGUUGGUGGGACCCCGGCGCAGAGAGAAGGAGCCACUGGUUGCAGCGCGAGUGGUGCCCGGGCAGGCUCUGAAGCAGUGCGCGGAUUGACAGACAGCAGGGUGACUGCUGAGCCCACCACUGUGACAGUGGCAGCUGCAGUGACAGCAGCAGCCACAGUAGUGCCGGUGAUCUCUGUGGGGUCAACUAUCUACCAGCAGCAUACGAUGGCUGGGCCGGCAAUGGCACAUGCACACACCCAGGGCCUGCACCCCUACACUACUCUCCAGACCCAUAUACCCUGUAACCCCCAGUAUAUUGGACACCCAAUCCAGCACAUGCCACGCCCAGCAGUCUUCCCUGUGCCUGGCUCAGCGUACCCCCAGGGUGUCCACCCAGCAUUCAUAGGAGCACAGUAUCCCUAUUCUGUAACAACACCAUCUCUGGCAGCUACAGCAGUGUCAUUUCCCGGUGUGCCCGUCCCAUCCAUGACACAGAUUGCAGUGCACCCGUACCAUGCCGAGACAGGACUGUCACUGUCUUCCAAUGUAGCAAUAGGGAGUGUCCAUGCGGGGUCAACAUUCCCAGCAAUUCAGGGGGCUCCCUUGACGGCUCUUUCCUCGCAGCCCAAUUCCCUUGUUACAGGAGGCUUUCCUUCAGAGGAUGAACAGCACAGUCAGCCUGUGAGCCCCCAGGGUCUGCACUACCUCCACUCUGCCUACCGAGUUGGGAUGCUGGCACUGGAGAUGCUUGGCCGGAGAGCUCACAACGACCAUCCCAACAACUUCUCCCGCAGCCCGCCCUACACAGAGGAUGUGAAAUGGCUCCUGGGUUUAGCUGCCAAGCUAGGUGUAAACUAUGUACAUCAGUUCUGCGUUGGUGCAGCCAAGGGGGUGCUGAGCCCUUUUGUGCUGCAGGAGAUCAUCAUGGAAGCACUACAGAGGCUCAACCCUGCCCAUGUCCACAACCACCUGCGCACUCCAGCCUUCCACCAGCUGGUGCAGCGGUGCCAGCAGGCAUACAUGCAGUACAUCCACCACCGGUUGAUCCACCUCACCCCAGCUGACUACGAUGACUUUGUGAAUGCCAUCCGCAGCGCCAGAAGCGCCUUCUGCUUGACUCCCAUGGGCAUGAUGCAGUUCAACGAUAUCCUCCAGAACCUAAAGCGCAGCAAGCAGACCAAGGAGCUGUGGCAAAGGGUCUCUCUGGAAAUGACCACCUUCUCCCCGUGACAGUAGGCAGAACACUACAGACUUGCAGACCCCCACCCUGGGUAGCUUUAGUUCCAAUCACACCAUCGUUCUUUAUGGUGUCUUUUUUAUUUUAGUUUUAACUUGUUGGAAACCACUGAUCUGAUGUAUUUAUACCGUGACAUUCCUCUCCAGCGCCACCGCAUAGUAGUGCUCGGCAUCACUUGCUCUUCCUCUGACCCCCUGCAGGCCAUGGCCUUCGUAAGGGGGAGGAAAUAAGAAGCAGUUGAGCUGGCUUCCCUGCGGUGUAUCCUUGAUUUCGCUCCGUGCCCCCAAGGCUGUCCCACGAGCGGUUUGCAGUGUGUGUGCGCGUGUUUGAGGGCGGGGAGAGUCUGUCUUCAAACAAAUAUUUAUUUUGGCAUUUAUAAAUGUGUAAACUUCUUUUUUUGUAUGGGCUUCUCUCUCUCUCUUCACACGCCAGCUUCUGUCAGGGAGGCUGGGGCUGUGCUCUGCAGAGCCAGAGCUCCCAGGCCAUUCCUCGCAGCACCACCUGCUGAGAGAAGCUGGAGUAGCAGGGAGCUCCUCGCUGCCCACCCACCUCCACAACUCCCUGCAGCAGCUUCUGAUGGGAGAGGCUGGGACUUGGAGAGUUGUGUACCGGGACUGUGCUCAGCUGCCUGGAGGCCUGGCUGAGCUGCUGGGGCUCUUUCCCAGGAGUCUUGCUGCCCAGCCACUGCUGGCUCCGUAGGAUGGUCUGAGUUGUACAAUUGUGUUCCUUUGGCUGGGGUAUUACUCUCCUGUAAUCAGUUUCUUAUCCCUGGUCUCUUCUCGUUUCCUGAUUAAACACUCAUUUUCUUA
Molecule: messenger RNA, 7568 nt
Organism: Malaclemys terrapin pileata
Lineage: Eukaryota; Metazoa; Chordata; Testudines; Emydidae
Gene: ZSWIM8
Product: zinc finger SWIM-type containing 8
Exons: 26
Coding region: 1290-6752 (1820 amino acids)
Cellular component (GO): Cul2-RING ubiquitin ligase complex
Molecular function (GO): zinc ion binding
Source: RefSeq, a predicted model, not a curated record